This is a messenger RNA of Equus caballus (horse), 825 nucleotides long. NCBI's taxonomy places the organism in Eukaryota, Metazoa, Chordata, Mammalia, Perissodactyla, Equidae. The record is from RefSeq and is a predicted model, not a curated record.
AUGAACCAUAUGGAGAAACAGAAUCAUACUGCAGUGACCAAGGUGACUGAAUUUAUUCUCAUGGCAAUUGUCAACAACCCUGGGCUGCAGGCACUUCUCUUUGGAGUCUUCCUUGUCACAUACUUGGUUAUACUGACAGGCAAUUUGGGCAUGAUUUUUUUGACGCAUUUGGACCCGAAGCUACUCCUGCAUACUUUUCUCCUUAGACAUUUGUCGAUUACUGACCCUAGUUACUCCACUGUUAUUGGCCCAAAAAUGAUGGCAAACUUUGUGGUGCAUGAAAAUACAAUUUCCUACAAUUUCUGUGCCAUCCAGCUAGUGUUAUUUGAGAUUUUCAUCAUCACUGAACUGUUUAUUUUAUCAGCAGUGGCCUAUGUGCUGUGCAGCAUCUGCAAACCUCUUCUCUACGUGGUCAUUAUGGCAGCGAAAGUGCAUCGGGGGCUGGUACUUACUCCUUAUCUCUACAGCACAUUUGUGUUACUCUUUCUCAUAAUUAAGUUAUUCAACUUGUCUUUCUGUGGCUCUAACAUCCUCAGUUAUUUUUACUCUGACAGCCUCCCUCUGAUAUCCAUGCUCUGUUCUGAUACACUUGAAUUAGAAUUGACCCUUCUGGUAUUUUCGGGCUGUAAUUUGCUCUCUUCGCUCUUGAUUGUUUUUGUAUCUUACAUAUUUAUUCUUGUGGCCAUUCCCAGAACGAAUUCAACUGGGAGGAGGUACAAAGUCUUCUCCACCUGUAGCUCCCAUCUGACAGUAGUGGUUGUAUUCUGUGGAACAUUACUGUUUAUUUACUUGCAACCUAAAUCCAGCCAUACUUGUAAUGGCUGA